Molecule: messenger RNA, 942 nt
Organism: Saprolegnia parasitica CBS 223.65
Lineage: Eukaryota; Oomycota; Saprolegniomycetes; Saprolegniales; Saprolegniaceae
Exons: 3
Coding region: 128-913 (261 amino acids)
Source: RefSeq, a predicted model, not a curated record
CGAUCCGACCGUGCUCGUCCUCGCGCACCCGCUGGUCACGCUUGGAUUUGUCUUGGACGUCUGGCUGAGCACGGACAACGUCGGGAUCGCAACGCUGCGUGCGUCGCAGCUAAACGACCCGCUGCUUAUGGUUCAGACCACGCUCUACUUGUCUCGAUUGGUCUGGUUUGCCUACGCCGCGCUGAGCCUCCUCAACGUGCAGCUCAAGCGCUGCCAUCUCGAGCACCGCUUCAAGGCCGUAGACCCCACCAUGGUGGCGAUUGCCGUCACGAUCUACAGCUUUGCAUUGUCGUGGGCAGGCCAGAAUGUGCCCUUGCUUAUUGAGCUCUUCCAGUGGCUCUACCGCCUCCCGGUCUCCGCAUCCCGGCAAAGCGAAGAGUUGGAACUCAUCCUCGGAUGCAGUGUCUUUACGCUCAUGGUCACGAUCGGUCCGGUCACGUACGGCGUCUUUGCCAUGUGCUUGGAGAGUGUGCUCCCCCCACGCGCUGGACAUCCAUACCAUGCUCCGAGCUAUACCAAUAUGAAGAACCGGGUGCUGUACACGCUACUCCACCACUGCGGCUGCUCGAAACAAAACGAGCAAGCGCGAGUUUCCCUUGGUGGCGCCGUGCACGAGGUUUUGACCCAGCACCCUCGUGACAAGCGCUGCGUCACCAUGAGCUGGCGCGCGACCGACUGCUUCGUCUUGUGCUACAACGAGAAUAGGGUCCUCGAUACGACGUUGCGUCUGAGUUUGGUCGCGAGUGUCGAUCGCACUCGUCGCGCCAAACGUGACGUCGCCCCCGAUGUGACCUCGGAGCCCUCCGUCUAUGUCGUGAAUCAGUUGGAGCGGCACCCGGGCCCCUGGGACAGCGACUCGAGUCCGUACUAUUUCGUGCACCCAGCCACGGGGCCGUCCGCGUGGUGCCUCUAGCGUUUUCAUUGAACGAAACAAAGACUCAC